This is a messenger RNA of Umbelopsis ramanniana AG, 964 nucleotides long. RefSeq lists its product as uncharacterized. The coding region runs from base 52 to 894 and encodes 280 amino acids. The record is from RefSeq and is a predicted model, not a curated record. NCBI's taxonomy places the organism in Eukaryota, Fungi, Mucoromycota, Umbelopsidomycetes, Umbelopsidales, Umbelopsidaceae. Gene Ontology annotation, molecular function: protein kinase activity; ATP binding. Gene Ontology annotation, biological process: protein phosphorylation. The transcript is spliced from 3 exons.
UUUUAGGCUGUCAAAAUUGUCGAACGACAUUCUAGGCGGAAACACUUGGAAAUGAAUCGAUCCAGCCAAGACCGUUCACGAGAGGUCAAGUCAGGUCUUCCCUCCAAUCAAGGCAAUAUUCUAAAAAUACAACGAGAAAUUGCAAUAUGGAAGCUCUGCUUUCACCCCAAUGUAGUCAAAUUAAUUGAAGUCAUUGACGACCCCUCAAGCAAGAAAAUCUAUCUGAUUUUAGAACAUAUGGAAGGAGGUGAAGUGAUUUGGAAAGACGAUGAUGAUAUGCCAACGUUACCUAUGCAACGGUCCAGAGCCAUCUUUCGUGACAUAGUAAAUGGGUUAGAUUAUCUGCAUUAUCGCGGCAUCAUUCAUCGGGACAUCAAGCCUGCCAAUCUACUUGUACAUAGUGACGGAACGGUCAAGAUCUCGGAUUUUGGGGUAUCUUAUCUUCACCGAAUAUUUAUGGAUGGCGCUGAAAAGGCAGAAGAAAUAGAUCGAGAGUUAGCCAAAACAGCUGGCAGUCCUGCUUUCUUUGCCCCUGAGCUAUGCUACACCGGAGAUCAGCGCGAUUCAACGGAUGAAGCAGCUAUGGGUGGUGGUGGUGUGUUGGCUGCCCUCACACGGUCCCGCUCAGCCAAAAGGUUGACAGGUAACCGACCAAAAAUUACCAAAGCCAUCGAUGUAUGGGCCCUUGGUGUUACCCUGUACUGUCUAAUUUUCGGCCGAUGUCCCUUUGUUGCCGAGACCGAAUUCGAACUGUUUAACAUCGUACCUAAUGAAGAACUGCAGUUUCCACAUGACGACGUUGACCCAGACCUACAGGAUUUACUCCUCCGAUUGCUUGACAAAAAUCCCGAAACCCGUAUCACCUUGGAGCAAGUUAAGGUAACAUUGAUUUGAGAUACGCGGUGCCAGUCAACAUGAAGGGAACCCUGAAUGUUAACGUUCUUUGCCUCGGUUUUUAUCAGUU